GAGAGGAGGGAAGGGACGGGGUGCCCAGCAGGCAUCAUCGGGGCGUUGUGGGUGCCAGAGGGGAAACUGAGGACGCGCAUCUCACGCGGAGCCCCACCCGCCUUUCCCGGAGUAGGAUUCCCCGCCGCUGGUCUCGGGAUGUGUGCCACCUUGUUGUCGGGGUGGGGGUUGGCCACGCCAGGGUGGCGUUUGUAGAUCGGUGGUCCUCUGCCCCCACCUUCCAAGCCACUGGGCUCGAGGUGAUGAUGAGCAAGGUGCUGUGUGGGGCUUUUAAGAAAUGCCCGGGAUGGAAUGGGGGGGGCGAUUAGAAGAACUGUGCCUCUUCUUCCCCUAAGAUGCCCGAGGCGAUGGAUCCUGGGGGGUCAUGGCUCUUUUUACUCUCCAGCCCCCAACCCCGUGGCCACGGAGGCUGAGCGCCUCUGCGUCAUGAUCCGGCACUGCGCGUCAGCACCUGGCAGGAGCGCAGCUCCUCGUGGCCUGGACGUCACUCGGGGGCCUCCAAGCAGGGAUGAUCGGAAGGGGGGGGCUUCCCGGUUCAACUAAUAGGGGGGAGGGAAUCAUUCACAGCAGGCAUAGCUAGGGCAUGUCAUCACCCCAACACUGCCUGCUCCAGUAAUAACGUACCCUACUACUUUUCCACCCCACCUUACCCCUCCAGCGCUGAUCGUCCAGCCAGGAUGCCCCACCAGCUUCCCUCUCUGCAAGGAAGGGACUGGGAAGCAAGGGCACCAGAUGAAAUGAGGAAGGGCAGCGGGGGUUGUCAUCCUUCGUGCUUUUUAGCUGUCCAGAAGCAUCUGUCUAGGCAUCCUUGGAAACAAGAUGCUUGAUCUUUGAUCAGAUGGCUCAAGGCUCUCCUCUGUUUCUACAGAGGCCUGCGGCCUUGGCAGCCUGAGGGGAGAUGAGCUUUCUAGACCUGAGGACAGGGGUGCCAGUGUCUCACCUCUGCAGAGCAGAGAGCUGUUGCAUCCCAAACCAGGCAGGCAGGAAACAUUGACACACAUGGUGGAGAGGGGAGCAUAGAUCCUUCCUAAACAUCCCCCCCUCUCCUAUAUGCAGUUAAGAAUGGAGAGCAGCAGAGAAAGAAGGGCCCUGGCUGGUAAAGAAGGCUGUAGACCCUAGUCAAGGCUAUUGUAUCCCCAUUGCUAAGAAGGGAUUUGCCUCCUGGCAGCCUUCAGCUGCAACACCUCUCUUGCUUGGUACUUACCUCUUUGUCCAAAUGCCAUUUCCCCUUUUCCCUACCAUCUUAGUGCAACUCAUAUUGAGCAGGAUGUCUGGCAAGGUGGCCACCUUAAAUUUUGGGCUGCUUGUGCUAUUGGCCAUGGAGCAGGGAUGCACUUUGCCUGCCCAGAUGCCUUUUUGCCCAACGUGCCACAGUAGGAAGCUGCUGGGUAUGUGAUCCUGGAGCCAGGGCUUGCCCAUUGCCAUGUGCCUGACAGGGGGAUGCCAGCCAGGUACCUAUUACUGCCCUUUUAUUGCAUUUCCGUUUUCUUAAUGGGGGAAUUAUCCACCAAUAGCAUAACUAAUCUAUUCAUACAUCUUUCUGGCCUGGCACAUGGGCUGCCCGCCAGCGCCAGUCUUGUUUGGGCAAGCUGGCUUGGCUGGAAUACAAAUCCACCUGGAUCAGUUGCUGUUGGGAGCAUUUGUUUCUUCUGGCUGGAGUUUAUCCCCUUAUACCUCCCACAUCAGUGAUGUCCAGUACAAAAGAGAAAAGGCCGAACUGGGUGGGGUGGGUGUGUACAUCACCCUCUCUCUUGUGCCAGCACCCUGCAUCACCACAUCUCUUACUUAUUACAGAAUGAUCCUGUCACCUCCAUUUAUUGCUGCACAAGGUGUUUCACCUCACUAUUAGCAUUGUGGAACUCUAGCUGGUAGAGCAAAUUUUAUGGGAGAUGGGACAGCAGGAAAUCUGGGAGUGAGGAGUGGGCGACUUUGUGCAUCAGAUGCUGUGUGUGUGUGUGUGUGUGUGUGCGCGCGCGCUCGUGCGCACAUGCACGUAUCAGCUUACACACACACACAAGUGCAUCUGUUUCACUUGUCCUGAAUUCAGAGAGCUGCCCUUCCCUGAUGGGAGACAUGUGUGGCCCGUCCUUUGGCAACCUCUCACCUAGGAAGCCAGUUGUAGUUGGAUGCAUGUGCCAGGGCUGAUUUCCCACGUGGAUCCCGUAAGUCUUGAUGGCUGCUCGGAGCCACUUAGAAGAGCAUGAUGGAGGCGAGAGAGUGAGCAGAGGGGGAAGCCAUUACCAGUGGCAGCACUUCAGCCUGUUAGGUUGCUGUGCCUGCGCAUUUGGGGCAACUGGACUGGAUCUUUAUCUGUGAUUGAAUGCACAAGAUGUGCCUCUUCUGAGGGGACUCACCAAAUGUUGCAGACUCCCAGCUACAUCAGGGGUCACCAGAAGGCAGCAAGAUGAGAGUUUAAACAGUGGAACACUUAUUUUUGGGUGGGGGGCAAUCUCUAUGAGGAUUUCCUUCCAGGAAAGGGGCAGAAAGUCAGCUUCUUUCUUCUAAUCUGCCUGGAUCUCCACAAGCACUCAGGCUCCUGUCCUUCUGACUUUUCCCUACUUUCAGUGGAGCCAGCAGCACAUGACCUUGGGUCACACCCACACCAUAUGUUUAAUGUACAUUGCUUCCUCCAGAGACUCCUGAAAGUUCCAGUCUACCUCUCAGAGUACUACAGUUCCCAGUACCCUGAUCAAACUACAAUUCCUAGGAGCCAUGCACACUAAUUGUAGGUGUGGAUUUGACCAUUGUGCUUGGCUCUGGUGGAUCGCAUGCCUUGCAAGGCAUGGUGUAGAUUAGGCAUCCCCAACCUUCGGCCCUCCAGAUGUUCUGGACUACAAUUCCCUGUUAGCUAGGGAUCAUGGAGGUUGUAGGCCAAAACAUUUGGCGGGCUGCAGGUUGGGAGAUGCCUGGUGUAGAUAGUACAGUAGGGGUCUGAUACACUUUUUGCCCUGGUGGCAAGUUCAGAAGUAGGUGGAAGGCCUUUCCCCUGAAGCCUUUCCCCUGGCCUCCUGCUGGGGUUCUGGUCUCUUUGGUGACUGAUGACUGUAUCUCAUGAGCACUGCCUCAUCAUCAGAUUUCCACUAUCUCCCUCUCUCCAUCUCAAUUGGAGGUAAUGCUUUUUCCUUUUCUUUUUCCUUUGCAGAAAGGUGGCCACUCGCGGCGUUUUGGGCGCUUCACGCAUGCGAAGUUUUCCGCUCCUGCAGAAAGCAAAGUUACGACUCGGAGACGGGAGAAGAUGAUGCCAGCAGCACACAGGUGACCCAACGCAGCCAGCUCCAGGAUGAGACCACCUAUAGCUCCCCGACAGGGGAGUCGGACACGCUGGUGGAUGCCUCCAUGAAGACCACUCCGACCUCGGUGCCAGGCCUGUCCCAGACAGAUGAGCACUCCACCUGGUCAGGGAGCCAGACCACGGUGUUGGAGAAGGACCCAGAGGCUGGCCCCACAGUGAGGGGACCCUACCUGCACCCCAGCAUUCCAAGGCAAGCACCUGCCGAGGCCCGGCACCUGGGGGUGGAGCCGCUGGUGCGGGCAUCACGGGCGGAGCUGAUUGGCGUGGCCCCGGGGUCCGAGGACAGCCUGUCUCUGGGGAGCGACCCCUACGGCAGUGCCUUCAGCCUGUACCGGGGCCGUGCCCUCUCCUUGCACGUCAACCUCCCCCAUGGUGGGUACCGGAGGGAUGAUGCCAACAGCGGCAGCAAAACCAGCACAGAUACCCUCCACCCACCAGCACAGAAGCCUCCUCUCCAACGCCCAGUGUCCCCCCGAGCAGGCCAGUGCCCCGUCCAACCGCCUGGGGCUGGCCGUGGCCCCACGCCACCUGUGGCUCCCCGCAGGAAGCUGCUGAUGCCCCCCGAGUUCCAAGACACGGCAUCCGAGGAACUGGAUGAGAAGCUGAAGCGCCCCAAGUCAUCUGCCUACUCUCAGGCUUGCACAGGAGAGUCCCGGCCCCAGACGCCGCUGAGCGAGGCCUCCAGCCGCGUCUCCGUCCUCCGCCCAUCACCCAAGCUGCCGCGGACGGGCUCCAAGAUCUUUGACAAGCUGAAGUUCUUUGAGGAGCGGCGCAAAAGCCUGGAGCAGAACGAGAACCCUUUCACGGGGCACACGUGGCUGCCGCUGCGCAAGACGCGCUCUUUUGACCAGCCCGGCUUUGACGAUGCCAGCCCCUUCCUCUCGGCCGUCUCCCAUGAGGACCUGCAAGAGGACACCCGCUCCGAGCUGGGCGGUGUGGCGUUUCGGCGCCGCGCCUUCCACCAGAAGGCGGCCUCCUUGGAUGAGCGCGGCCGCUUCUCCAGCCGCGUGCACGACAUGGAGCACAAGUUCACGGAGGAGCUGGGCCGCAUCAAGCGCACCGUGUCUCAGCAGCAGCUGCGGCGGUCGCAAGAGCUCUUCAGGUCACCGUCGCCACGUUCCUCCGCCGAGCCGCCUGCUCCCAGGGUCCCGCCACCACGGAAACUCAAGCCCCUCAAGGCUUUGCCCCUGGCAGAGAAUGCCCACGGCGUGCAGCAGCUGGUGCUGUCCAGCGUGGUCCUGGUGGGGCCGAGAGACGAGACCAAGGGGACGCAUAAGCCUCUGGCGAGGAGCGCGGCCACAGUUGAGCAGGCGGCAGAGCCCAGCAGGGGUCAGAAGGAAAGCGAGCUGAAUGGGCAGGAUCUGCGGAGGAAGGUGGAGCAGUGCCCGCUGACUCUGGCGGCCCCCUUGGGAAGGAGAGACCUCCUGCAGGCUGGGCAUCCGGAGAACAAUGACUGCAUGGAUGGAGGGUCUGUGAACGCGGUGAAAGGGAGCCAUGAGCCCAAGGGUCCAAGUGCAGCCUCACAUGCCCGGAAACGGGAAUCUGGCCAGAACGGACAUUCCCUGCCCUGGGCCAAGACGGAGCCAGGAGCAGAUAGAAGCAGGGCAGGGACCCACGGUGCAAACAGAGAGUUGGAAAGAAAGACUGGGAAAGUGGCAGAGAAAAAGGACAACGCGUUGCAGCCUCAGGAAGGGAAGAGCACUCGGAGCAGAGGCAAAGGGCGCCAGACGCGGCGAACGUCGCCUGAAUCAGAAUCUUCUGAUGAUUCCUACAUCUCUGCGGGUGAGGACCCACUGGAAGCCCCCAUCUUUGAGAUCCCUAUCCAGGAUGUAACAGUCAUAGCUGGAACAGAAGUGCUGUUCAAAUGCAUCAUCACAGGCAACCCUUCCCCAGAAGUGUCAUGGCGAAAGGAUGGCGUCCCCUUUCGGAGCAGCACCACUCGCCCUAUCAAAGCAGAGGGAGAACGCCACACCCUGCUGGUCAGGAGUGCCCGUGAGGCUGAUGCCGGCCUCUACACAGUUUGUGCCACCAAUGAAGUGGGCGAGGCCUGCUGCAGUGCCAUCUUGACUGUGCGGCCAGCUCCCGCAGAGUCCUACAGCCGAUUGGUACCCCAUCACGAGCUCAGCAGCCCUGUCACAUCAGAUGAAGAGUACCUGAGCCCCUUGGAAGAGUUCCCUGAGUCUGGCACCCCUCGGCACCACCCUGUCAUGAAAGUGCAACCCCGAUCUGAGAUUGGCCCACCCCCGGUGCAUGUGGGCAUCAACUUCAAGGCUGCCCCAUCCUUUGAGGUGACACUGAGUGACCAGGAAGUACUGGAGGGGCAGGAUGUGGUCCUGUGCAUUCGGGUCCAGGGAGAGCCAAAGCCCAUUGUGCACUGGUUGAAGAACAGGCAUCCAAUAAAGUAUGGGCGGCGCAUUUCUGCUGUGGAGGAGGACGAUGGAUCUUUCUGCCUACAUAUCCGCAUGGUGGAGUGCACUGAUGCUGGCUAUUAUGCCUGCAAGGCCAUCAAUGAGUAUGGCACCAAGCAGUGUGAGGCCAAGCUUGAUGUACAAGUGCACCCUGAGACCCAGUCCUUGGCAGUGCUGGCCCCCCUGCAGGACGUGGUGGUGGGGGCUGGGGAUGCAGCUCUCUUCGAGUGCCUGGUGUCUGGCCCACCUGAUGUGGAUGUGGACUGGCUAUGGCGGGGGCGCCUGCUCCAGCCUGCUCUGCUCCAGUGCAAGAUGCAUUUCGAUGGGCGCAAGUGCAAGCUACUGCUUACCUCUGUGCACGAGGAUGAUAGUGGUAUCUACACGUGCAAGCUUAGCACAGCUAAAGAUGAGCUGACAUGCAGCGCCAAGCUGACGGUCUUGCCCUCGCAGCAGCCACUCUUCACCCGCAAGCUGGAGGCCGUGGCUGUGGUGGAGGGGCGGAUGGCACGGUUCGACUGCAAGAUCAGCGGCAAACCCACACCAGUUGUCACCUGGACACGCUUCGGCCAGCCUGUGCAAGAGGGGGAAACCAUGCGCUUGCAGCGGGACGGCGGGCUGUACUCGCUGCUCCUCCUGCAUGUGAGCUCCGAGGACGAGGGCCAGUACGGAGUGAGCGCCAGCAACAAACAUGGCCGAGCUGAGUGCACCGCUGAGCUGUACGUGGAGGAGCCGAGACCAGCAACCAGCUCUCAGAUCUCCAAGCUGGAGAAGAUGCCCUCUAUCCCCGAGGAGCCGGAACAAGGGGAGAACGAAGUGGAGCGCUUCACCAUGCCUGACUUUCUGCGGCCACUGCAUGACCUGGACGUGGUGGAAUCCAAGGAGGCUGUGCUCGAGUGCCAAGUGGCUGGGCUGCCCUACCCAGCCAUCACCUGGUUCCACAAGGGUCGGCGCAUCGAGAGCACUGAUGAUCGCAGGAUGAUGCAGUACAAGGAUGUGCAUCGCUUGGUCUUCAUCUCUGUCAGUCACGCCCAUGCUGGGGUCUAUAAAAGUGUCAUUGCCAACAAACUGGGCAAGGCCACCUGCUACGCUCACCUCUAUGUCACAGAUGUGGUGCCCACACCCCCUGAUGGCCCGCCAGCCAUAGCUGCUGUCACUGGCCGAGCUGUCACACUGAAAUGGAACAAGCCCAAGUGGCUGGAUUCAGCUAUUGACCCUGCAGCUGUGACUUACACCAUCCAGCAGCAGGUCCUGGGUAGCAGCCACUGGACUGUGAUUGCCACGGGGGUGCGUGACACCAGCUACACCGUCCUGGCUCUGAAGAAGGGCAUCCGGUACCUGUUCCGUGUACUCACAGCUACAGCCAAGGCUAAUAGCAAGCCCUCUCCACCCACUGAGGCUGUGCAGCUCCUUGAUCGUGGGCCUUACCUAGCGGAGGCCCCCAUGAUCCUGGACAAGCCGGAUAUGGUGUAUGCGGUGGAGGGGCAGCCGGCCUGCAUCACCGUAACCAUCAACCACGUAGAGGUUGCUGUCACCUGGAGAAGGUCCGGCGUGGUGCUGAAGGACAGCGAUGCCAGCUGGGAGAUGAGCAUGCCCGAUGAUGACCAGCACGCCUUGCGAUUCUUCCGGGUGGGCAGGGGGGAUGUGGGUGUAAUGACCUGCGAGGUGAGCAACCAGCAUGGAUAUGACCACUGCUUCAUCAACAUGGAGUUGGCAGAGGCACCCCGCUUUGAAUCGAUCAUGGAAGACAUUGACAUUGGGGUGGGCGAGACGCCACAGUUUUCUGUGGUGGUGGAAGGCAAACCCCUCCCAGACAUCAUGUGGUACAAGGAUGAGGUGCUCCUGACGGAAAGCAACCACCUGAGCUUUGUGUACGAGGAGAGCGAAUGCUCGCUAGUUGUGCUGAACACCACAGAGCAGGACAGUGGGGUCUACACGUGCAUUGCCCGCAACCUGGCUGGAGAAGUGUCUUGCAAGGCCGAGCUGGUCGUCCAUGCAGCUGCGCCAGAUGCUGACGCCGCACGGGCAGAAGAAGCCGCACACACCGCUCGUCGCCUGGCCGAAUAUUACGAUGUCCAUGAGGAGAUUGGCAGGGGAGCCUUUUCAUACGUGCGGAGAGUGACCCAGAAGAGUUCCGGUUUGGCCUUUGCCGCCAAGUUCAUCCCAUGCCGCGCCAAAGCUAAGAAAUCAGCACGCCGUGAGCUUGGCAUCAUAGCUCAGCUGGACCACGAACGCAUUGUCUACUUCCAUGAUGCCUUUGAGAAGAGGAAUGCCAUCAUCAUUGUCAUGGAGUUCUGCACAGGAGAAGAACUGCUAGAGCGGAUUGCAAGGAAGACCUCUGUGAGCGAAUCUGAAAUACGUUGCUACAUGCGGCAGGUCUUGGAGGGUGUCGGCUACCUCCACCAUCAUGGCAUCUUGCACCUUGACAUUAAGCCUGAAAACUUGCUGCUGGCUGAACCCGGCAGCGAUCAGGUGCGAAUCUGUGACUUCGGCAAUGCCCAAGAGCUGAUUCCAGAUGAGCUGCAGUACUGCAAGUAUGGCACCCCCGAAUUUGUGGGCCCCGAGAUUGUCAGCCAGAGUCCAGUCUCCGGUGUCACCGAUGUUUGGCCAGUGGGAGUAAUCACAUAUCUAUGUCUCACAGGGAUCUCCCCGUUCGUGGGUGAGAACGACAAGACAACGCUCAUGAACAUCCGCAACUACAACGUGGCUUUUGAGGAGAGUAUGUUCACAGGACUGACGAGAGAGGCUAAAGGCUUUGUUAUCAAAGUGCUGGUUAAUGAUCGCCUGAGACCCAAUGCAGAUCAGACCCUGGAACAUCCCUGGUUCAAGACAUUAGCCAAGGGCAAGAGCAUCAGUACAGAUCAUCUCAAGCUCUUCAUAUCUCGCCGGAAAUGGCAGCGCUCCCAGAUCAGCUACAAGUGUAACAUGGUGCCACGGCCUAUUCCCGAGCUCCUAGAGGACACAUCCAGCCACUUGUCCAUUGCUGUGCCUCGCCUCCUCAAGGAGACCUCGGUGUUGUCCUCCUCUUCGGAUUCUGAUGACCCAGAGGAGUUGCCCUACAUUCCCAUGCCCCAUCAGCCCGAAUUUUCUGGCUCCCGCAUGUCCCUCACCGAGCUCCCAACAGAUGAUGAGCCUCUCAGCCCUGAAGGGGCUCCGGCAGAUGAGGAGGGCACAUUGAUGGAGUGGCAGGAUGAUGAGGGGCAGGGAGCUGUGGUGGAUCCCAAGAGAAAGGAAGAAGCAGAGCUCUCUUUCAGGAGGCAGAAGGGCACAUUGCCACGGAAGCGCUCCACAGAGGCUGAGGAGCCUGGCUCUUCUGACGACGAGGCUUGUGAGGCCCAGAAAAGGCCAGAGUACCCCAGGAAGGCCUUGAAGAAAGGCUCCAGCCUGGAUUCCCCAGAAGCAUCUGACAAAGCUUCGCGUAAGGGUGAGCUGCGCCGUGGCAGCUCUGCCGAUAGCGCCCUGUUGCUUAGUCUCCCUUCGGAUGAAGCAGAGCCCCACUCCCGCAAACGCCUGACCAAAGCAGCCUCCAUGGAGCUGCCCCGCCGGAGCCCCAGCCCUGGCACAUUGUACCGCAGGAAGGGCGGGCUGCCAGAGGAAGAAUACACCCAGCGCCUGGAGGUCAUGCGGCAGCGCCUGCUGCACGGAAGUCCCGUGGACGGUAAAUUGAGCGGCUUGCGAGGGCCGCUGCUGGAGACCCUCGGCCUUGAGAAAAAGGGCUUGAGGCCUCCCAGGCUGGAGAAGCAGCUGUCCCCCGGGCACAAGAUGGUGCGCGCAGCCUCCAGCGAGACGGCUCCGCAGCACAUGCCCCCCGAGGGGCGCCUCCUUCAAAAGAGCAGCUCCUUCAGCCAUGGCGAUGGGGAGCCUGUCACUCUGCACCGCCGCUCCGGAGCACCACUGGAAAUCCCCUUAGCCCAAGCCGAAAUCCAGAGGCUGAAAGAGACGCCGUCCCUCUCCGCUCUGAAUGAAUCCAGGCCCCACACGCCACAUGAGGUUCCCUCCAAGCCGCCUACCCCUGAGGCGGAGGCAGGAACAAAGCCCAUCGGCAGGGCUAGCUUGAGGAGACCAACCGCCAGGGGACCUGAGGAAAAGCCGUUGGCGAGAUUGUCCAAACCUGACGCUCCAGAAGCUGUGAAAGCCAUAGGCUCUCCAAGGGAGUCAACAACACGCACACCCAUCUCACCCACCCCAGGCAGCUCGGCCCCCAAGCGUUCGGCCUACGCUGAUGUUAUGCAGACCCUGGCUGGCGAGUCAUCCCAGGUCCCUCACAGGGAGGCCGCAGAACCUUCUGCAGCUGCCUCAGAAGGUAUACCUCAAACCUUUCCAGCCACAACACAGUCCCACCACACUGCUGCCUUUGCCAAGAAGGCCGCACAGACCCCCGCCAAGGAACCUUCCCCCCAAGUUCGCUCCUCCAGUGCUGAGCACAUCCUGGACAUUGACUCUGAAGAGGUCUUUGAGGCCAAAUUCAAGAGAGGCAGGGAAGGCUCCCUCAGCAGGGGCCGCAAGCUGCUCUCCAGGUCUGAGGAGCGGCAGCUGGCUGGGCCGCGGGAAGAGGGCAUCUACCGGCCAAGCCCUGUGGGUGCUCCACUGGAGUUGUCCAAGUCUGGGGUCUCUCGACACCUGGGCGAGCGCUCUCGUUCCGUGCAGGACCUGCAUGAAGUGGAGAAGGAGGGCGGCUUCAUCCGCAGGAUGUCAAUGCGACUCCGACGCACGCCUCCCGUCGAGAGGAGGAAGGCCAAGGAGGAGGAAGGAGGGGGAGCGAGGCUGUCUGGGGGCCUGUCUUCCAAGGACAAAAAGGACUCAGACAGCCAGAAGUCGGAGCCUGGCUCCAGCGAGUCGCCCGUCAUGGCUGUGCGCAGGAAGAUCGGGACCACCAUGGGGCGCCUCUCCACGCAUCUGCGCAGCCACUCGCUACGUGGCGAGGAAGACCAGGCAGCUGCUGCUGGCGGCGACCGCGUCAGGCAGCCCGAGAAGAGAGCUCCUUUCCUCUCUCAUCUGCGCCGUGCAACUUCUGAGGGGGAAAACCUGCGCCAAGUGGGUAUCCCACAGAACCAGCUGGCAGCCCAGUCUGCAAGUGUCCCUUCCACGGAGUCCUUCCAAUCUGACACAUCCACAGGCAGCGGUCCUGGUGAAAGCCAGCGGCGCGGUUCUCGCUGGGAACGCUGGAGCUUGUCCAGAUCCAAGAAAGACAAGGUUGCUUCGCAGCCCAACAUUCCUGCCAGCCUGAGAGGGGACGGUGUUGUCAUUAUGAGUCAACCCUAUGUGCUCAGCGAGUCAGACUUCCCUCCAGUUUUCCACAUAAAAUUGAAGGACCAGGUAUUGCUGGAGGGAGAGGCAGUGCAACUCUGCUGCCUUCCUGCAGCCAGCCCUGCCCCUCGCAUACUGUGGAUGAAAGAUAAGCACGCCCUGGUAUCAGAGGGUGUUCUCAACAUUGUGGCAUGUAAAGAUGGCCGCCAGCUGCUCACCAUCUCCAAAGUCUCCAAGAAGGAUGCAGGCUUGUAUGAAUGCAACGCUACCAAUGUAUUGGGUACUGCCACCAGUUCCUGCACCCUGGCUGUAGCAAAGAUUCCUGGGAGACCAGGCACCCCAGAAAUCCCCCAGAAGUACAGGAACACAGUCCUGGUGCUAUGGAGGCCAGCAGAUACUCAGGCACCCUGCACGUACACGCUGGAGCGGAAGAUGGAUGGAGAGCAUGAGUGGAAGUUGGUCAGCUCAGGCAUCGCUGACUGCUACUUCAACGUGACAGAUCUCCCCAUUGCGAGCAUGGUCAAGUUUCGUGUUGCCUGUGCUAACAAGGCCGGACAAGGUCCCUACAGCAACCCCUCGGGGAAGGUCUUCAUUGAGGGUGCAGAACCCAAGGCUGCCUUCUCAGCUCUCACUGCCAAAAAGAGUACAACUGCCCUGGAGAAAGCCGCUUUCACCAGAUCUACCCAGACCCUCACUGACCAGUCUCCCCAACCUGUGCGCAGAAAUACAGGUCCCCUGCCGUCCUCCCCUCCCAGGAAGCACAAGGGGGCAGUGCCGGCACAAGGGGGUAAGGCUUCUGCUGCCCCAAAAGUGACUCAACCUGAGGAAAGGCCUCUGGCCACGGUGAAGGCCAAGCUCCCAAUUGCAGCCCUGGUUCCAUCCUCCAAGGAGGCCUCGUCUUCUGAACCUCCAGCUGUUGUGCCAUCCACCUCUCCAGAGCCAGACUCGAAGCCUUCCAGAACAGCAUCUUCUCUCAGCACCCACAGUGCCUCAGUGCCCACCAGGGUCUCGCCUGCUGCGGCAUCCUCCCCUGGCUCUUCCGUCUCCAAGUUUUUGCCCAUCUCUCCUGCCUUACCAACCCCCGUGGCAGACUCUCCAGCGACCGUCCCCCCAAAAGCUGUUCCCUACAUGGCCACCUCUUUCAUCUCCAUCCCACCAAGGGCGCCCAGCACGACGGAAGGUGCACACAGCCAGCCAGUUACCCCCAGCCCAGAAGAGGUGCCUUCCCACACUCGCUUCCUGAGCCGCAGCACUACCCCUGGCCGGGACGCUGGGAGUGGGGCUCAGGGCAGGCUCACUUCAACUUCCAAGGACGAAUCGUCAUUGCGCCAAGGGGUCCCUCAAAAACCUUACACCUUCUUGGAUGAGAAAGCAAGGGGCCGGUUUGGAGUGAUCCGGGAAUGUAAGGAGAAUGCCACGGGCAAGCGAUUCAUGGCCAAGAUUGUGCCCUAUGAAACGGAAGGCAAGCAGAGCAUCCUGCAGGAAUACGAGAUCCUAAAGGGCCUACACCACGAUCGCAUCAUGACUCUGCACGAGGCCUACAUCACCCCCCGCUAUCUGGUGCUGAUAGCUGAACACUGCCCUGGGAAGGAGAUCCUCUACCACUUUGUUGACAGGUUCCGUUACUCAGAGGAUGAUGUGGUGGGGUACGUAACACAGAUCCUCCAAGGACUAGAAUAUCUGCAUGGGCGGCGCAUCAUUCAUCUCGACCUGAAGCCUGAUAACAUCAUUGUCAGCCCCACAAACACAUUGAAAAUUAUUGACUUUGGCAGUGCCCAGACCUACAACCCACUGGUGUUGCGCCAGCUGGGGCGUCGUGUUGGCACACUGGAGUACAUGGCUCCAGAAAUGGUGAAGGGGGAUCCCAUUGGUUCAGCAGCUGACAUCUGGGGUUUGGGAGUCCUCAUAUACAUCAUGCUCAGUGGACGCUCCCCAUUCUUUGAGAUGGAUCCCUUGGAAGUAGAGAGCAGGAUCCUGGCAGGGCGUUAUGAUGCCUUCAAGUUGUACCCCAACGUCUCCCAGAGUGCUGCACUCUUCAUCCGCAAGGUUCUCUCUGCCCAUCCAUGGAGCCGCCCAGCUCUCAAGGACUGCUUUGCCAACCCUUGGCUCCAGGAUGCCUACCUGAUGAAGCUGCGUCGGCAGACCCUCACCUUCACCACCAGCCGCCUGAAAGAGUUUUUGGUGGAGCACCAGCGGCAGCGCAACGAGGUGGCCACCAAGCACAAGGUCUUACUGCGCUCCUACCAUGGCGCCAGCAGCCAAAUGCCCUAGCCGCCUGCCCUGCCGGAGGAGCCACAGAACAUUCCAGCAGGGGGCGUGAUGGGCCAAGCACCCAGCCAGCCAGCCAGGGUGGGACUUGUUGAUAUACCUCAUGGAUCAAGAAGAGUCGUCAGCACUGGCCGCUGUUCUUCGCUCUACCUACCAGUCCUGGAGGUAGCCUGGCCUAGAGAGAGGGAGCCUGGGGGCCGAAAAUGGCAGGUUGACAAGAUUCGCUGCCAUGGGGUUGAGUUCAGGGAGGUAUGAAGCAGCAGUGGGCCAUGAAGCCAUGCUGUUCCCAGGCCAAGGUCAUGGGGGGAGGAGAAAGCCUUGACAUUUCCUUGUCUAAAUAAACUCCUCCUCCCCAUGGGGAUGCAAAGGGCCCUUCCUGUAUUGUGCCUCAAGGGCUGCGUCUGUACCCUGUGUACGUCAGGGGCAACCAAGCGCUCCCAUUGACUAACAGCAGAUGCAAAACAUGCCAGCUGCAGCCACUGAGCAAUGGGGCAACGCUUCCUUACAUGCCAAGCUGGGCUGGGAAGAAGACAAUGAAGGAUCAACCCCGAAGUAUUGCAGAGAAGGCAUUUCAGAAAUGGAAAACUCCAAUUCCCCACCUGUAUAGCCAACAUAUGCAGCAUAGGGAGUAUAAUGGAUGUUUCUGGUCCCCAAAGCAGGGGCUGGGAGGGGAGGUGCACAUUAAAUCCACAGCACCCCUACACUUAAGACAGCAGCUAAUAACAAAGACUGACGAAGUCAAGGGCUGAUGGUACUUUCCCUGGGGUUCCUUUCCACUCACCUCUGCUUGGGUAUCCACAAGAAGCCAAUCAUGUGAGGCACCCACCAGUUUUCCCCUGUUUACAUACCCACCAUCCCACAAUGCCUCUUCUUUGCUGCUGCCUUCCUUGUGUUUUUCUGACACGGAUACACGCAGCCCAGUCCUAUCUUAAGCUUCAGAACUAGUGCAGAAGAUAGAUGCCUUCUCUCCCUGCAUGCCUUUCUGUAUCAAGGGCAUGCCUCAGAUACACCAGCCCCCUCAUACUAUUUGCCUACAUGAACCCUCCUCUCUUUCAGUGCUCUUUUGCCACAGCCCCUUCUGGCACCUGCAGAACACUCACGAUGGCACACAGGCAGGCAGAGGUCCUCCUAACAUAGGCACCACCUUCUCCUUUUGCAGUCAGGCACACAUGUGACCUCACAUGGCCUCUGGUGGUGGGUGGAUUGAAGAGGACAACAGGGUGGGUUCCAAGUCUUGGGGUGGGGGUAGCGGCCAUUUGUUUCUCUGCUCUUGACCUGUGUCGUGUCCAUAGCAAACCAGACCUGACAAUACCCCACUGAGAAGGGUGGAGGCCAUUUUGAAACUACAACUUUUCACAGCUGCGCCUAAGGGCAACCCAGGAGGGACAAACAUGGAUUUCGUAUGGGUGGGGAAUGAAGAGAAUGUACCAUUGGCGCAGAGUUGAAAGCAGACCUACCAAAUGAAGCAGACCUACCAAAUGAAGCAGACCUACCUACCCACCCCCACCUUGGCUGUGUGGAUCCAUGACCAUGGUUCCCCAUCUCAAUCUUUUCCCCCCCAUGCCCCAAUGUCUUUUGAUUGUGAAGAUGCUCGUUUCCCUGUGGCAUGGAGCAAGCAAAGCAAACCAGGACUGCUUCCAGAUGGGUGGCUUCCUAGCGCUAAUAAAUCAUUGCUCUUCCACUGUAAGCUACAAGAGGAAUUGCAGUUGAACUUUGCACACUAUCAGGGAUAUUGCACUUUUCUGUAUGUUCAUCCUGCUAUGUUCCAUGCACACCAGUGGGCGCGACAGAGCUGCUGGGUGGUGGUUGGGGGGGGGGAGGAAAGAUCUAAUUCACCUAAGUGGCCAUUCGAAGAAGAAACCUGAGUGAUCCUUAAAAAAUAAAAUAAAAAUCAAGUUAUUUAUUUAGCGCUAAGCACUUCUUCAUUAAAGCGUGGUCGCCCAUGAUUGCUAUGAAA
Molecule: messenger RNA, 15169 nt
Organism: Zootoca vivipara (common lizard)
Lineage: Eukaryota; Metazoa; Chordata; Lepidosauria; Squamata; Lacertidae
Source: RefSeq, a predicted model, not a curated record